Molecule: messenger RNA, 1179 nt
Organism: Strongyloides ratti
Lineage: Eukaryota; Metazoa; Nematoda; Chromadorea; Rhabditida; Strongyloididae
Product: Alpha/beta hydrolase fold-3 domain-containing protein
Exons: 2
Coding region: 1-1179 (392 amino acids)
Biological process (GO): triglyceride catabolic process
Cellular component (GO): membrane; cytosol
Molecular function (GO): triacylglycerol lipase activity; sterol ester esterase activity
Source: RefSeq, a predicted model, not a curated record
AUGACAAUAUUAAAUAUUUUUCGUUAUGUUAAAUUACCUGAGGAUGUUGCUGAUGAAGAUAAAAUAAAAAAAUAUGAAAUAACUUUAAGAUUUGCUUAUGAAUAUCCUGCAAAAAUUUUAGAACCCAUUUUUCAUUAUUCUAUUCAUUAUAAAAUAUUACGUUUUAUAUCAAAAAUUGGAGAGAUAUCAAAGCAAAAAUAUUUUAAAAAUAUUCAAAUAAAUAAUGAAAAAAUUGGAAAUAUAUGUUGUAGAGUUUAUCAAAAAAAAGAACAAUCUGAAAAUGCUAUUUUAUAUAUACAUGGUGGAGGUUUUGUAGCUUUGAGACCAAAAUUUUUUGAUUCAACAUGUGUUGAGUUAGCUGAAAAGACUAAUUCAAUUAUAUUUUCUGUUGAUUAUUCAUUAAGUCCUGAAGCUCCAUUAUUAUGUGCAUUGGAUGAAUGUUAUAGUGUUAUUGUAUCAUUAUAUGAAAAUGAAUAUAAAAAAUAUAAUUUUAAUAAAAAUAAAAUAAUAAUAUUUGGUGAGUCUGCUGGUGGAAAUUUGGCAGCAGCAUUAUCUGUAAGACUUGUAAAAAGAAAAAAGAAAAAUUAUUUUUAUAAACAAAUUUUGGUAAAUCCACUUUUAUCAUAUAUCAAUUAUUCUUCACCAUCACAUCAAAUUUAUAAAAAUAAUUAUGGUGGUUCAUCAUUUUUAAGUCCACGAUUUAAAACAUUAAUGUUAAUGUAUUAUACUAAUAUUAAUUUAACAAAUAAUGAAAUUUUAAAAAUAAUGAAAAAUUGCCAUGUUUCAAAAGAGAUACGUUCACUUCCAUAUAUAUCUAUUAAUAAUUUGCCAAAUGAAUGGAUUGUUAACAACAAUAACAAUAAUAAUAAUAAUUUAUUUGAAAAUGAUAUUGAUAUUAAAUUAGUUGAAAAAUUGAAUAAUAUUGUUGGAAAUCCAGAAAUAUCACCAAUAUUAAGUGAUGAUAAUGAUUUAUCACAAUUACCAUCAUCAAUGAUUAUAACAUGUGGUAUUGACAUAUUACGUGAUGAAGGAUUUUUAUAUAAAAAAAGAUUAGAAACUUUAGGUGUUAAUGUGACAUGGAAACAUUAUAAUAAUACUAUUCAUGGUAUAAUAAGUAUGUUAAAUUUUGAAAUGAGAAAAAAUGUUAUGAAUAAUAUAUUUGAAUUUAUUAAAGAUUAA